Messenger RNA from Chrysochloris asiatica (Cape golden mole), 990 nucleotides. RefSeq names its product histone-lysine N-methyltransferase PRDM9-like. The transcript has a single exon. Lineage: Eukaryota; Metazoa; Chordata; Mammalia; Afrosoricida; Chrysochloridae. The record is from RefSeq and is a predicted model, not a curated record. Gene Ontology annotation, biological process: regulation of transcription by RNA polymerase II. Gene Ontology annotation, molecular function: RNA polymerase II cis-regulatory region sequence-specific DNA binding; DNA-binding transcription factor activity. Bases 1 to 990 code for a protein of 329 amino acids.
AUGACAUCUGUGGAAACAGAUAGAACACUGAAGGAAGUAGAGACCUCAAGAUUUGGAGCUGUCAGCUACAGAGAGGAUGGAACAGACUGUGGCCAAGGUUUUAACCUGAAAUCAAGCCUUCUCCAACACCAGCAGACACACUCAAGGGAGAAGCCUUUUGUUUGCAGUGAGUGUGGUCGACGAUUUGCUCAGAAUUUAGCCUUGCUCUGCCACCAAAGGACACACUCAGGGGAAAAGCCGUAUGUUUGCAGUGAGUGUGGCCGAGGAUUUGCUUGGAAGUCAAGUUUGCUUCACCACCAAGUCUCACAUUCAGGUGGAAAGCUAUAUGUUUGCAAUGAGUGUGGCCGAGAAUUUACUCGUAAGUCAGUCUUUCGCAGGCACCAAAGGACACACUCGGGAGAAAAGCCCUAUGUUUGCCUUGAGUGUGGCCGAGGGUUUGCUCAGAAGCCACAGUUGUUCUGCCACCAAAGGACACACUCAGGGGAAAAGCCCUAUGUUUGCAGUGAGUGUGGAAGAGGAUUUCCUCUGAAGUCAACCUUGUUGUGCCACCAAAGGACACACUCAGGGGAAAAGCCAUAUAUUUGCGGUGAAUGUGGCCGAGGAUUUGCUUGGAAGUCAAGUUUUCUCUACCACCAAAGCACACACUCAGGGGAAAAACCAUAUGUUUGCCGUGAGUGUGGCCAAGGAUUUGCCCGGAAGCCACACUUGUUGUGCCACCAAAGAACACACUCUGGGGAAAAGCCAUAUGUUUGCAGUGAGUGUGGCCGAGGGUUUGCACGGAAGUCAACCUUGUUGUGCCAUCAAAGGACACACUCAGGGGAAAAGCCCUAUGUUUGCAAUGAGUGUGGCCGAGGAUUUCCUCAUAAGUCAACAUUGCUCUGCCACCAGAGGACACACUCAGGGGAAAAGCCCUAUGUUUGCGGUGAGUGUGGCCGAGGAUAUGCUUGGAAGUCAAGUUUGCUCUACCACCAACGGAUACAUUCAGGGUAA